Molecule: messenger RNA, 2255 nt
Organism: Cryptomeria japonica (Japanese cedar)
Lineage: Eukaryota; Viridiplantae; Streptophyta; Pinopsida; Cupressales; Cupressaceae
Exons: 2
Coding region: 248-1198 (316 amino acids)
Cellular component (GO): 90S preribosome
Source: RefSeq, a predicted model, not a curated record
GUACAAAUGGUCCCCUACAGACGCAGUUUUUGUUUUUGUUUUUACCUAAACUUGUAAUCAAUAUGGGGUUGAGUUAACGAGAAAUUGAGAUUUCUGGCUCGGGUUUAAGGAAGAAUUCUCUCACCCUUCUGCAUUUUUGUAGAGGAGCUGAAGGCAACUAGUAAUUAGAAGCCAUUUGAGGGUCGUUCCAGGUAAGGUCUGGUUUCAUUGCUUUUUUGGUCAUUCUUUUCUUCCUGCUUAAGAUUUUAUGGAGAGUGGCAAAAACAGUGCAAACCCUAAGCCCAAAACUCGAUCACGAGUAAGUCAAGAAAGAGUAGAAAAAGCAGUGGGUUCCCUCCUGAAAUGGGUUAAAUCUAGGGCACAAGAUAAAAAACCUCAGCACGUAGAACAUGAUGAGCUUUUGUACAUGGUGGCUACCCUGAAAAAGGUUUCUGACGAUGCAAGAAAAAAUCCUUAUAGAAUUCCUCUAUGCCAUCCUCUGUUUCCUUUGGAUGGAAGUCAAGAGAUCUGCUUACUUGUCAAUGACAAAGAAAAAGGAAUGAAUGCUGAUUUUGCCAGGCGCAAGCUUAAGGAAGAGGGUUUGCCUAUUUCAAAUGUUUUAAAAUAUUCCAAACUUAGGACUCAUUAUCAUUCUUUUGAGGCCAGGAAAAAGCUCUUUGAGUCCUUUGAUAUAUUCAUGGCUGAUAAAUCUGUCAUUCCCCUGCUCCCCAAGGCGUUGGGUAAAGGAUUUUUUAAGAAGAAAAAAAAUCCCAUCCCUGUGGAUUUGAGCCACAAGCAAUGGAGGGCGGAGUUGGAGUUGGCGUGUGGGUCGGCUUUUCUAAAUUUUGGGAAGGGUACUUGCUGCUUUGGUAAGAUAGCUAGGGUGUCGCAAACAAGGCAGGAAAUUGUGGAGAAUGUUGUUGGUUUCAUUGAUGGUCUUGCUUCGGUGAUUCCUAAAAAAUGGGGAAACAUCAGGGCUUUGCAUUUGAAGUCCUUGGAAUCAUUGGCACUCCCACUUUACCAGUCUGUUCCAGAUAACGGUUUUAGAACUGGGGAUGAGAAAAUAGAAUCACAAGUAUUGACAGACAAAUCAGAGGAGAAGGGAAUCCAUGCCAGAGUUUCUGAUAAAGAUCUUGAAAAGAAACCAUUGAAGAAAGAAAGGAUUCAUAAUGCGCAUUUAAUUGAACAUACGUUGGGAGAUUUGUGCGGCGAGGACUGAAAUGAAGUUGAUUAUUUCUUUAUAUGAAAAAUUAUUGAUUUUAAAAAAACUCAAAAAUAGCAUGCUAGCCUGGAAGGUGAAGAGCCGGGGGCAUUGGAAACACUGGAGAAAAUGCAGCUAAUAGAAGAAUGCAUAUAGAGGAAGAGGGAAGGUGAAAAGGUGCAAAGUAAAUAAGAAGAUAGAGAGACCUAGCGUGGCAUAGAAGAGGAAUAGCUGGAUUAAAAAAAAAUAGAGAACUAUAAAUUUGUUAACAGCUGAUGAGGAAAGAGUGUGUGGUGCUGAACAGAGAAGAAGACCACAUCAAAGUGGAUGCAGAGAGGGAGGUUGAAGGUGUAGCAACCCAGAUCAGGUAUAUAAACCAAUUCAUGUUGCAGAGAAGAAUAUUGGAAGCACUGAGAUAAAUUAGGGAAUGCAUGGUGAAGGUGCGCAGAAACAAAGGAGCCAGUUUGUACGGUGUAUGGAAACAUUGCGGUGAAAUGGUAAAGGGAGGAGUUGUAAGAAUGCAUGGAACAGAAUAGUCAGAGAGGGGUGCUAUGUGUCAAGAGCAGUUUUUAAAAAUAAAAUAUGAAUGAAGACAGAGGAGGUAGCGCAUAGUAGGAGGAAGUAAGUGUGGCUGCUGACAAGAAAUGAAUAAGUAGAGGUAAAGAAGAAAACGGCAAGAGAGCAGAGGAAUAAGUGGUAGAGAAAAAGUUUUAAAAAUUUCAGAUAAAAAUAUGUAGAGUGGGCACGUGAAUUAAUCCCAUAAAGAUUGCAGAUUGAAGUUUAUUGCAAGCACAAAGAACAAGGAGCAGCAAGAGUGCGUGGGGAAUUUCAAAGGAAAAUUUGAGCCUUCAAAAAUUGUAUUGAAGAAAGUUAAUACAGGUGAAAAAAUAAAAAGUGUCAGGCAAGGUGCAGAUUAAAGGAGAGGAAUAUAGAAGAAUAGAGGCAGUGCUAAGUAUAGUUCCUGAGAUUACAAAGCAUGAGAUUUUCUGUUGAAUGUAUGUAGAUUUGAAUUCAUUAUUGAUAAACUAGUUGUUCUCUAUUUCUAUUAUUAAUAUUAUAGUUAUUCUUCUUUUCA